Messenger RNA from Closterium sp. Naga37s-1, 2118 nucleotides. The record is from the annotation of a GenBank genome assembly. NCBI's taxonomy places the organism in Eukaryota, Viridiplantae, Streptophyta, Zygnematophyceae, Desmidiales, Closteriaceae.
AUGGCGGCAGCAGGCGUGCCGAUCCCCGCGCGUCCCGACUCAGCUGCCACCGCCGUGCCGCAGUCUCCCGGCGCCGUCUUCUGGUCCGACGAUCCCGAAGCGGCCGGGCUCAACGCCUCCGCAACUAUUAGCGCAGGCGUGAGCGGCAUCGGCGGCAACGGCGGCGCGGCGGUAGCAUACCCCGCGACGGACGGGGGAGGCAUGGCGCAGGUCUUCUCGUCCCCCGCUGACGCCAGACCCGGGGGACCCCCGCCAGAACCCGUUCAUGCGCCGUCAUCGUCGCUCCACGUCAUUCCCGAGGUGUCUCUAGCCGUGGUGGUGCUGGUGCUCGUUCUGCUCGUGUGCCUGCUGCUGCUGCACCGCUACCGCUACCGGCUGCGCAUCUCCUGCUUGACGGCUUGGGAGGCGCAACUCGACGGCGAAGGGCGGAGUGCAGGCAACCAAGGAAGUGGCGGUGGAGCGUUCCUUGCUGGCAGUGCUCGCAGCGGCAGCAGCGCGACGGGCGGAGGCGGAGCAGGACGAGGCACGAGCGCGGGUCGCGGGGCGAACUCGCGGCUCCGCGUGGGGGGCGGUGGCGGUGGUAGUGGAGGCAGGGCAGGGCGGAGGGACGAGAGCAGCGAGUGGGUGCACGUGCUGCUGGACAUACACGGAUUCAGGGACGCCCUGGGGGACGACCACUUGCACCGCGUGGGGGGCGCUGGGCUGGCCCGAGGGUAUAGCCGCGGUGGCCGCGGGCAUGGCGGCCGGCGGGUGCCGUCUGGGCUGGAUGUCGCGACAAUCAACUCGUUAGGGGCACUCACGGUGUUCGAGCGCAGUAAGGGCCGCGUGAAGGGCAGCUUGCAGCAUGCGGAGAGUGGGGCGGGGGAACCGGCGGAGGCGCAGGCGGAGAAAGGGGGCGCAAGGGAAGGGCGAGAGCGGACGAGGGAGAUGGGAGAGCAGGGAGAGGAGCACGAGGUGGUUGGUACUCCGGAUUUGAACCCAUCCGGGAGAAAAAUUGUCGCGUUCGAGCCAGCAAUUGGCAUGCAGGCUUCGCGAGGAAUGAGAGUUGAGGAGAUGGGAGGACGAGCGAUAGAGAGAGAGGCAGCAGGCUUGCAUUCAGGGGCGGCAGAUGGGCCGACAGGCGUGAAGGACGGCGUGCUGGGGAGUGGGUGGUCGUGUGUGGGCAUUGAUGUUCGGGUGCGGGAGGCAAGAUGCAAGAGAGGCCGAGGCAGACACAGAGGGGAGCACGGCAGGUGUGGGUGCGACGGCACAUGCAAUGAGGGGCAAGGCCGGGCAGCAGAACUAGGCCCAGCCGAGGGCAUGGGGCAUGGAGGCGCAGGGGAAGACGGGUCGGGGCGUGAGCAUGAGGUGAUAGUGAGCUGCGAGGAGGGGGAGUGCGCUGUGUGCCUGAGUGAGUACGUGGAGGGGGACGUGCUGCGCACCCUCAACAAAUGCCACCACCGCUUCCACCAGAUUUGCAUUGACGAGUGGCUUUCCGGCAGCACAUCCUGUCCUCUGUGCCGCACGACCAUGGUGCCUGACAGAUCCCCGCACGCCCAGCAACAAGAGCAAACAGCGACAUAUGCAGCACUAAUGCCGUCACGACCACUAGUGGUAGCAGGUACAGCUGCAGUGCAAGCAGCGGCAGCAGCAGCGGCAGGAGGAGGAGGAGGAGGAGGAGGAGGAGGAGGAGGAGGAGGAGGAGGAGGAGGAGGAGGAGGAGGGGGAGGAGGAGGAGAAAAUACCGAGGUAUCGGGCGCAUCAGCAUCAUCUGCCCAUGUGCAUGACCCACAACACACGCUCCAUUCUCUGCACCCUGCGUCGUCUGACCCCUUGAUGCCUCUAGCAGGCACUGAGGCAACCGCUCUCCCUCGCACCCUACAGCACGGGCAGCAGAAUGAACAGCGGGACGAGGUGGCAGAGAGGGGAAGGGUGGCAGAGCAGGUGCAGCUAGUGGAAAGCUUGAGAGGGCAAGGUGGUGAGGAGGGGAGAAGGCAGGUCCGCAGAUUCGAGCAUGGUGGCGCAGCAGCAAGAGAGCCGAGUGGACAGCAGCAACAAGCAGCGUCGUCAGUGGCCGAGGCCAGGUUACAGCAGGCAAGUGAGGAGGAGUUUUCAUGCUCUCAGCCUUCCUGCUGCUAG